Molecule: messenger RNA, 549 nt
Organism: Gongylonema pulchrum
Lineage: Eukaryota; Metazoa; Nematoda; Chromadorea; Rhabditida; Gongylonematidae
Source: the annotation of a GenBank genome assembly
AUGGUUUUUGUGGGCCAACAGUACAACAUCAAGCUCAGAGAUUCGGAGUUAGAUGAUACGAUGUUUCGCAGUGUCUCUACUAAAUUUCGGAAAAAACUGGAAGAAACUGAAUCACAGUCGGCAUGGAGCUGGCUUCAAAUUCAUAUUUCACAGUUCCUGCGAACUAUACGACGUCAUUUAAUGGCGUUUUGGUGGAGGCUGUUUGUGAAAAUAGAUUUGCGUAAAGUUCCACAACCAUGGAAUUCUACGGCCAAUGUAACAGAAGAAUCGCUGAUCAUUUACAAAGCUUAUUUGGACCAGCGGCUUCCCCAACAAACUGUUAUUCGAAUUUUGGCAUUCAGUCGGUGCCGAAAUCUCAGCGUUGUGCUACGUUACCACUCGCUUUGUAUCUCGGCGAAAGAGGUUACCGUGGAAUACGACUGCCCUUGGAAAUGGGGAAGAACAUGCAAAUGGUUCUCUUUUCUCCUCCUUGUCAAUAUGGAGGAAACGAAUUUUUCAUCCACUACUGUAAGUACCUUUUUGUCUUGCUUACUGUUGAUUGAACAAUAA